AUGACCGCCAAGAAGCCCGAACCUCAGGAGCCAAUGACAAGAGUCUCUGGCAAGGACUGGAAGAUGGCAAAGACCGCUACCCGCAGAUCGCAGAUGCCCAAUGCCUUGAAGCAGACCUAUGCCGAGCGUAUGGCCAAGACCAAGCAGCUCAACAUUGCCCGUGAUAUGGCCAAGUCCAUGACCCAGGCGAAGAUCGACGACAAGCGUCGCAAGAGAGAGAUCACCGAGGAGAGGAAAAAGAUCCAGGAGGAGAAGGAGAGGAUUGCCAGCUUGGCAGCCAAGAUGUCGGCCAACAAGCUCAAGAGACUCAAGAAGAAGGCUGGAAACCUGAAGGGUCGCUAA
Linnemannia hyalina is the source of this 342-nucleotide messenger RNA. Lineage: Eukaryota; Fungi; Mortierellomycota; Mortierellomycetes; Mortierellales; Mortierellaceae. The record is from the annotation of a GenBank genome assembly.